CGCACCGGGAGGCGGGGAGCCGGGGCCCCGGCGGCUCGGUCCAGGUGCUUCCGGCUCCCACCGGACGGAGGCGUGCUCAGCCCUGGACUCACUCUCCCACGGAAGUGUGUUUAGGCGCACCGGAAGCCACCUAAGGGGGUGAGCCAUGGCGGGUUUGCCUGUUAGAGACCCUGCGGUGGAUCGUUCUCUGCGUUCAGUAUUCGUGGGAAACAUUCCUUAUGAAGCUACCGAAGAGCAACUGAAGGACAUCUUCUCUGAGGUUGGGCCUGUUGUUAGUUUCAGGUUGGUUUAUGAUAGGGAAACAGGAAAACCAAAGGGUUAUGGCUUCUGUGAAUACCAAGACCAAGAGACAGCACUUAGUGCCAUGCGGAACCUGAAUGGGCGCGAAUUCAGUGGGCGAGCACUCCGAGUGGAUAAUGCUGCCAGUGAAAAGAACAAGGAAGAACUGAAAAGCCUUGGCACUGGUGCACCCGUCAUUGAGUCGCCUUAUGGAGAGACCAUCAGCCCCGAGGAUGCCCCUGAAUCUAUUAGCAAAGCAGUUGCCAGUCUUCCGCCAGAACAGAUGUUUGAGCUGAUGAAGCAAAUGAAGCUCUGUGUCCAGAAUAGUCCCCAGGAAGCACGAAACAUGUUGCUUCAGAAUCCACAGCUGGCUUAUGCUUUGCUACAAGCGCAGGUAGUGAUGAGAAUUGUGGAUCCUGAGAUUGCCCUGAAAAUUCUGCAUCGCCAGACAAAUAUCCCAACGCUGAUUUCAGGCAACCCUCAGCCAGUCCAUGUUGCUGGGCCUGGCUCAGGACCCAAUGUUUCAAUGAACCAGCAGAAUCCUCAGGCCCCUCAGGCUCAAUCUUUGGGCGGAAUGCAUGUUAAUGGUGCACCUCUGAUGCAAGCUUCUAUGCCAGGUGGAGUUCCAGCCCCAGUGCAAAUGACAGCAGCUGUAGCAGGUCCUGGUCCUGGUUCCUUAGCCCCUGCAGGAGUCAUGCAAGCCCAAGUUGGAAUGCAAGGAGGUGGACCAGUGCCCAUGGAACGAGGACAAGUGCCAAUGCAAGACCCCAGAGCAGCUAUGCAGAGGGGAGCCUUGCCUGCCAACGUCCCAACUCCUCGUGGUCUGUUAGGAGAUGCCCCCAAUGACCCACGGGGAGGCACCUUAAUGUCUGUGACUGGAGAGGUUGAGCCUAGAGCUUACCUGGGACCACCACCACCACCUCAUCAGGGCCCACCCAUGCACCAUGUUCCUGGCCAUGAAGGCCGUGGACCACCCCCACAUGAUAUGAGGGGAGGUCCAUUAGCUGAGCCCAGACCUUUAAUGGCAGAGCCAAGAGGACCCAUGCUAGAUCAGAGGGUUCCACCCAUGGAUGCUAGAGGUGGAAGAGAUCCCCGAGGAUUAGAUGCACGAGGGCUGGAGGCCAGAGCCAUGGAGGCCAGAGGACUGGAUGCCAGAGGACUGGAGGCCCGUGCCAUGGAAGCUCGUGCCAUGGAGGCCCGUGCCAUGGAAGCCCGUGCCAUGGAGGCCCGUGCUAUGGAAGCCCGUGCCAUGGAAGCCAGAGGCAUGGAUACCAGAGGCCCAGUACCUGGACCUAGAGGACCUAUGCCUAGUGGAAUCCAAGGUCCCAAUCCAAUGAACAUGGGGGCUGUCGUUCCCCAGGGAACAAGACAGGUCCCAGUCAUGCAGGGAGCAGCCAUGCAAGGAGCGACCAUGCAAGGAGCGACCAUGCAAGGUGGAAGCCAGCCUGGUGGCUUUAGUCCUGGACAGAGCCAAGUCACACCCCAGGAUCAUGAGAAGGCUGCUUUGAUUAUGCAGGUCCUUCAACUCACUGCAGACCAGAUUGCCAUGCUGCCUCCUGAACAAAGGCAGAGUAUCCUAAUCUUAAAGGAACAGAUACAGAAAUCCACUGGGGCACCUUGAAAGGUUCUCAAAAACACCUGGCAACAAAUCUGGAAAUAUAAUUCCAUAACAUUGUUGAAAUGUUGAAAACAUGGUGAAUUCUGCAUCCUAAUCCCCGAUGACUCACAUUGCUGCCAGGUGGAGGACUCACAUCACCAUUUCUCCAAAUGAAAGCAGUUCAUUUUGUUGUCUUAGUUUGUAUAUUUUUUUGUGACAAAAAAGUUUAAACUUUGAACACAAUUUUCACAUACCGCAAAUUGAUAUACAUAACCCUUUUGCUUUUAAGAAGCUAAACACCAAGGCAAAAGCUUAGAUGUGUUUUCUACCCUUACUGCACAUUGUCCUUUAAUCUCCUGUUGCCAUAGCUCUGUUCUUACUUUAGCCUAAACAUUUAUUCUUUUUAAUGAUAUGUGAGUAUUUCUCAGUAGCAAUGUUUUCAGGAACUUUGUUUUUUGUUGAGUUUGCUUUCAGCCCUUUGAAAACUUUCUAGAGUCUCUGAGUUUUCUGGGAGAAAAAAAGCAAGUGUUUAAAACUAUAAAAUGGCCAGAAGGCAAACAGGCAAAGAGCAUACCACAGAAAUGCGUUUGGUUUAGGACAAUCCAAUUACCAGAAUGUGUUGUUUGGUCAGUAGCAGGUCUGAACAUUCGAAGUUCAGAGUUAAGACAAAGGUUGUUUUGGCACUGGUUUGAGUGUGUCUUAACAACCUGAGAGACUGUUGUAAAGCUCUUCUGUCUAGGUAGCCAACUUUACAAGUUUACAAAGCCACUGGUUUUCCACGUGUUCAAAUUUAAUAAGGAAAAUCAAGUGAACAAAAUACAUUUUAUCCCAUCUUUCAAAAAAUCGCAAAGCUUUCGGCCCUGUCCUCUAACUAAAUUUAUUCCAAGCACUUAAAACAGAAAACCCUAAAACUUUGACAUUUUCAAGUCUUUUAAGAGGACCAAGUAUAGAGCACAGAAAGGCAGAUUGUCUGUUAGGGUUGCCUGCUUUUUUCCAAGUACUACCUACUUGAAGAGAAUUAGUGCCAUUAGCCUGUGCUAACCUGCAGGUCUCCUUGCCUUUUGUUCUCCCAUGGUGGCAUUAAGGAGGAGCAUGGCUGCUUUCCACCUGGUCAACCUCAAGACCUUUGAAGAGUUGCCUUAAUAAUUAGUAAAGUUUAUUUACUAGAACUAAUUGUGAGCUUAUUUAUAUUCUCAGAACCCUGCCCUCUGUGUUAGGAUUAUGGGCAGGUGAAUUAAAAUCAUUACUAGGCAUAUAAAGCAUAAUAGCAUUGCUUACAUGCCAAACCAAAAAAUGCAAAAAUAUUAAAAUUGAGGGGUGUUUCCAUAUAUUUACAAUGAAAAUUUGCUGGUAUGUCAGAGUAUAACCUAUCAAGAAAAGUGCAAACCAGCAAGCACUCCCUGUCUAGUUCACUUAUCCCAAGUUCAACUACGAUGUUAAUUAUGCAUGCAGUUCAUUGUUUCCAUUACCUUUUCUGCCUCCUGCAUAAAUAAUCAGUGAUGUGAUGAUUCGAGCAGCUGUCAGAAUUUUAAAGCACCAAUAUUUUUAGACACAGAGAUCUUGAGGAAAAUAUUUCUAGUUAGGAACUUGGGUUUUACACAACAAAUUCCCAAUCAAGAUUCCUGAGGCUGAAGUUAUUUGGUAAGCAGUUGUCUAAUAGAAACCAUCUCCUGGAAAUCCUAGUGUGCAUUUUCCCCAAGCCUCAUUAAACUUAAUGUGGUUAGCAGACAUUGAGGUGAAUAAAUUGACAAGAGCAGUGGCACCCCAAUUUAUCCCUAUGGAAGCACUCACCAGUGUUUUUACUGGUAUAAUAGUACAAUUAGGUACCCCAAAUUCAUGACCUGUGUUUAUUAUGUUCAGACUAGUGACUGAAAAAUGAUCCUGCUAAUCCUUCAAGCCAUAGGUUCCUAGAUAAUUGGAAAUGUAAACUUGUUCACUCUUGGUCAAUUAAUGGUAGAAAAUAGGUGGUCUAGAUUCAGUCUGCCAAAUCUGUGAGUUCAACAGUCUGAGCACACUGAAGUGUGGGAUUUUUCUCCCUGUGAGGAGCCUGGAGCUUCUUUUUCUUGUGAUUCACCAUGACUAACAUCCCAGAAUCAGUGUGGUUAUUGUCCUGGUUGACAGGAAAAAUAAACAUUUUUAUAGGAAAAAAAAUGACAUUCAGUGAAUGAUUCCUCAGUAAGUAACACCUGGAAAAUAGUCAAAAUUAUAAUUUUUUUAUUUUUUUUUAUACCAGACAUUCAUAAACAAACCCCUGUAACAAAAAUAAUGGAGAGCUUCUGUUAAAUUAAGUUAUCCUAUGAUAUAGGCUGGGCCUUCAUAGUUAUUGCAAACGCGGCAAAAUGGCAAUAUAGUUGGCUUCUGAUUAGAAAGCAAAUUUGAUUACAGUUAAUAUACUUCAGAUGGAAAGCCUAGGGAAAUUAACAAAAUUGUUCAAUAAGCGAAGAUGAAAACCUUUCAGUGUUUUGACAAAAGAAAGAAAUGUAAACUGUUGGUCACACUGGAUAAGAUCAUGUUUAACAAUGUACCUAGUGAGUAUGAUAUGGGAGUGGGAAUCUUGGUAAUUUUAUGUUGUUUAUUAUUUAUGAUUAUUGUUUUAUCAUGGAUUCAAUAAAUAUUUUAAAAUUCA
This is a messenger RNA of Peromyscus eremicus (cactus mouse), 4502 nucleotides long. RefSeq names its product cleavage stimulation factor subunit 2 (gene Cstf2). Gene Ontology annotation, molecular function: mRNA binding. The record is from RefSeq and is a predicted model, not a curated record. The transcript is spliced from 14 exons. NCBI's taxonomy places the organism in Eukaryota, Metazoa, Chordata, Mammalia, Rodentia, Cricetidae. Gene Ontology annotation, cellular component: mRNA cleavage and polyadenylation specificity factor complex. Bases 146 to 1900 code for a protein of 584 amino acids. Gene Ontology annotation, biological process: mRNA 3'-end processing.